Penicillium salamii is the source of this 1242-nucleotide messenger RNA. Lineage: Eukaryota; Fungi; Ascomycota; Eurotiomycetes; Eurotiales; Aspergillaceae. The record is from the annotation of a GenBank genome assembly.
AUGAAGACUACCACUUCAAUGACAGACGUCGAGGAAGGCCCAAAUAGCCAACGCACCAAGAUCACCGGUGAUCAUGGAAAUGUUCAACUACGAGACCCCGUCACCAAUCAAUUGAUAUUAAUUCCCCCUCCAUCAGAGGACCCGAAAGAUCCUCUUAACUGGUCUAGAGGAUUUCGACUGUUCAUCGCAUUCAUCGCUAACACCGCUGUCUUCCUUGCUCAAUUGAUAUCCGCCGGUCCAAGUGUCAACAUCAUGAAUAUGGUCCAUGACCUCUUCAACGCAACGCCAACCCAUCCGAAGUAUCCCACUCUAGUAGCAAAAGUCUCAUACUUCUUCAGUGGUAUGGUAUUCUUGCAAAGCAUGUCGAAUCUGUUCUACAUGCCAGUGAUUAUCAAAUACGGCCGUCGUCCAGUGUACAUCGUCUCCUUGUUGGUCUUCGGUGCGUACUCGCUCUGGGCAGGACUAGCAAAGAGUUAUCCCAGUGAAUUGGCUGCACGGCUAACCCUGGGGUUUGCAGGGGGUUCUGCUGACUCUCUAGCUCCUCUCACAAUCACUGAUAUAUUCUUUCUUCAUGAACGGGGGUUCAUUAUGAGCUUGAAAAUAUUCAACGGCCCCUUCACCACAGAAUCCCUCUGGCAGCUAUUCUGGCGACCCAUCCGACUCCUCCUCCUCCCACCCGUUCUCUGGGGCACCCUCGCCCAAUCCGUCUGCAUCAGUGCCCUAGUCGCCGUCACCACAAGCUCCGAAACUGCCUUCUCCAAAACAUACCACUGGACCAUUUGGCAGUGCGGCCUCGCCUAUAUCGCCACCAUAAUCGGUGCUCUCCUUUCCAUCUUCGGCAGUGGAUGGUUAUCAGACACAACAGCAGAUUGGCUCACACGUCGCAAUCACGGCCUCCGAGAGCCGGAAAUGCGAUUACCUGCUUUAAUAUUGUGUUCAAUCCUCUGUCCCCUGGGCAUUGUGUUAUACGGCCUUGGAAUCGAACAUGGAUUACCCUGGAUAGUGCCUGUUCUGGGUCUAGCUCUUUGGGCAUUCGGGUUCCUGCUCUCUUUUUAUACGAAUCCGUGGAUUGAGUCUGCUGGUUAUAGUACUUCUUUUGGGAUCCAGGCUGGGAUUAUUGCUGCAGUGUUGAUUCUGUGGGUUCCUCUCUACAUUUGGGGUAAAAGGAUUCGAGCGUGGUAUAUGCAGCUUAGUCUUGCCCGGUAUGUUCAGUGGAAGUCUGAUCGCGAGGUGGGCGAGUAG